Aedes aegypti (yellow fever mosquito) is the source of this 1086-nucleotide messenger RNA. RefSeq names its product alpha-tocopherol transfer protein-like. Gene Ontology annotation, molecular function: phosphatidylinositol bisphosphate binding. The record is from RefSeq and is a predicted model, not a curated record. The coding region runs from base 94 to 1020 and encodes 308 amino acids. NCBI's taxonomy places the organism in Eukaryota, Metazoa, Arthropoda, Insecta, Diptera, Culicidae. The transcript has 3 exons. Gene Ontology annotation, cellular component: membrane.
AAGUCUUGCAUAUCGCUCAGUAUUGAAACCGUCGGUGUGCAGUGAGUGAGUGUGUUGCUUCAGUCCGAUAAAACCAUACAGUCAUUUCCGAAAAUGACUUCCCUUCGACAAAUGGCUCCGGAACUGUCCGAAAAAGCUAAGAAUGAGUUAAACGAAGUACCAGCUCGAAUUCCAGAAGAUCUUGCAGCACUAAAGGCAUGGCUUGCGAAGCAACCACAUCUCAAUCCACGCACCGACGAUCAGUUUCUGGUGAAUUUCCUCCGUGGGUGUAAAUACAGCUUGGAGAAAACCAAAGAAAAGUUGGAUAACUAUUAUACGGUCAAGUCGGCGAUUCCAGAGUUCUUCGAUAAUCGUGAUCCAGCAAAUGCGAAAAUUCAAGAAAAUGCUAUGCUAGGAGUGAACCUUCCGUUGCCACACACAAUGGGACCCGACGGACCUCGAAUUGUGUUAGUGCGAAUGGGAGCUUACGAUCCUAGUAAAUAUUCAAUCGUCGAUAUAAUGAAAGUCUGCUAUAUGAUUACUGAUCUCCUGCUCCUAAACGAUGACACAUCUAUUAUUGCGGGCCACAUGGUGCUUGUUGAUCUCCGAGGGUUGUCUUUAUCAGCGCUAUCCCAAUUUAGUCCCACAUUCAUCAAAAAAAUGACAUCAGUAAUAGAAGCGUUCCCAAUCCGAACCAAAGGUAUCCACUUUGUAAAUCCAUCGACUGGAUUUGACACACUCUUCAAGAUGUUCCACGGAUUUUUAAGCAAAAAGAUUCAAGAACGUAUUGCGGUGCACGACACAUUCGAGGCAUUGCAUAAGGUGAUUCCGAAAUCGUUCCUACCGGAAGAGUAUGGAGGAAGUGGUGGAAAGAUGGCGACAAUUAUCGCGGAUUGCCGAGACAAUUUGUUAAACAAUCGUCAGAUAUUCCUUGAAGAUGUCAAAUACCGUAACGACGAACGCAAACGACCAGGCAAACCGAAAACCGCUAGCACGUUAUUUGGCGUGGAAGGUUCUUUCAGAAGCUUGGAGUUUGAUUGAUGUUACUUUGGUUGUGAUUGACAAAAGUUGUUGAAAUACAUGUUUUGGUUAUGUUUUGCACUCUAA